UGGAGAAGUUUCCGGAAGAUCAAAAGUGGCUGGUGGCACCGAUGCAGCUUCUGAACGAGCGGCAAAGCGAGCACGGUUUGCAUGUAUUCGUCGACGCCUCGAACAUUAUGAUUGGACUCAAGGAUAUGCUGCGCUCGCAUGGGCUUCACCAUAACGCGUAUGACAUAUCGUUUGAUAGCCUUGCGCUGCUGAUGGAGCGGCGCCGACCUGUAGCCAAGCGAUUUUUUGCGGGCUCACACCGCGAAGCCAAUCCACUUCCUCAGAUUGAGAAGCUUGUGGAGACUUCGAAGGCGGUUGGGUACGACAGCGUGAUGCAAGAGCAAGUGCUGAUUGUACGGGAAGAGUCUGAGAAGAAGAAAUUCUUCAACGAUGUCAAGAAGAUGGGGUGGCACAAGGCGACGCAGAUGCGGUCUGGCAGCGGCAGCGACUCUGAAACGAGCGCGCCGGCUCCCAAGACGGCUGCGGCGCCGAAAUGGGUUGAGCAGGGAGUAGACGAGAUUCUUCACCUGAAGAUGUGCCAGAGCAUUAUUGAUUGCGAAUGGCCGAGCACAAUGGUGCUAGCGACGGGGGACGGGGCAGUUGCAGAGAUGUCGGACGGGUUCCUAGCUCACGUGGAGCGAGCGUUGAAGCGGGGGUGGAGGGUGGAGUUGAUCAGCUGGGGGCAGCAGAUCAACAGUGGCUAUAGGAAACGCCAGUUCCGAGCCAAGUGGGGGGAGCAGUUUACGAUUAUUGAGCUGGAUGAGUUUUUGGAGGAUUUGAUUGAUACGCGGUAGGGGAUAGAUGAUGUGUUUGUAGUGCAUGAUGUCUUUCAGCCUUGUGGUGUUUUGACAUUGUUUGGCACGGUUUUGUUUGAUAUUGUUUUAUCUGUUUGGUGUAGUAGCAC
Molecule: messenger RNA, 883 nt
Organism: Bipolaris maydis ATCC 48331
Lineage: Eukaryota; Fungi; Ascomycota; Dothideomycetes; Pleosporales; Pleosporaceae
Source: RefSeq, a predicted model, not a curated record